CAGAAUCCCGAGGUACUGCUGAGGGACUGCCUGCCUCUAGUGCUGCACAGGGGGAUCGGACGUCUGUUUGAACCUGCUGUCUGCUUCAGAAAUCACCAGCGAACGUUACAGCGUCCUCGAAACCAGUCAUGUUCGGUCCGGCUCUGCUGCUAUUGGCGACUCUCAGCACUCUGGGAACCAUCACCACCGCUAAUCCCAGUGCGGCCAUUCAACACGAGACGUUCCUCAGCCAGCCAUUGAACAGACACAUCGACGGAGGCCACGCACCGCUCCGCUCCGGUCCCAGACUGCCGGCGCUGACUCGUUCCGCUCAUCAGUUGGGUGGGGACGCUCAGAAACCACACCACUCAAAGCCAGUCAAAGAGGAAACGAGUUCGCUCACAUUUGAAAACAGACAGAUUCUAGAAGCGCGAAUCAAAAAGAUUCUAGCCCGAAUCUGCCGUAUGAAAAUCCUCGGAACAUCCGUGGCCAAGCUCAGCUCGGCGUGGCCGGAACUGUCUCUUUGCCGCGGGCUUCACCUAAACAACAGGAGGAGGCGCCGUGAGCUGCCGUUCAGUCCCUUCAGCACCACCGUCAGCGCCUGGAACGACUUUGAGACCGACUAUUACCCGGUGUACGACUGGCUGCCGAAGCUGCUGAUCCCCGUGCUGCUGCUGCUGCCGCUGCUGGGCCUGCUGGUCAAGGCGGCUAUAACGCUGGGCAGCCUGGUGGCGUCCGAAAAGGAGCUGCGCUCGCUCAGUUCGCUGGACUCACUCAGCUCCCUGGCAGAGGAUGUGUGGAGAGCCAUCGAUAAGCAGCGGGCUUCUUUUGAGGACUAGAGCGCGCGAGCGGACGGCUGGCCGAUAAGUAAAGAGGCAGUGCCGCGUGCAAGAUGGAAACGAUCACGAGUGCUGAGAACUGUUCUAUGCUGCACAAAAACGUAUGAUAAUAAUAAUGCCAU
This is a messenger RNA of Amphibalanus amphitrite, 940 nucleotides long. RefSeq lists its product as uncharacterized. The transcript has 2 exons. The coding region runs from base 129 to 818 and encodes 229 amino acids. Lineage: Eukaryota; Metazoa; Arthropoda; Thecostraca; Balanomorpha; Balanidae. The record is from RefSeq and is a predicted model, not a curated record.